AUGCCAACAGCCAUCGUCACCGGCGCAACCGGCAUCCUCGGCCGCGAAAUAAUCAACCACCUCUCCCGCGACCCAACCUACACCAAAAUCCACGCCCUCUCCCGCAGCCCCAAACCCAGCUCCCUCUCACACGUCCACCACGCAAGCAUCGACCUCCUCUCCACCCCCACCACCCUCUCCACCCAACUCACCUCCCAGAAUGUCUGCGCCGACUACCUCUUCUUCACCGCCUACCUCCAAGAAGGCGACGAAAAGGACCUCGAGCGCAUCAACGGCGACAUGCUGGAGAAUUUCCUCACCGCGAUGAGUCUCUCGGGCGCAGAGAAAACCCUAAAACGGGUGGUGUUGGUCACGGGGGCGAAACAUUACGGGGUGCAUUUAGGGCCGGUGAAGAAUCCGAUGGAGGAGAGGGAUCCCUGGGUGGAAGGGGAGGGGAGACCGCCGAAUUUUUAUUAUAGGCAGCAGAGAAUAUUGAGGGAGAGGGGGGAGGGGAGGGGGUGGGAUUGGGUGGUGACGUAUCCGAAUGAUGUUGUUGGGGUUGCUAAGGGAAACUUCAUGAACCUAGUCACCGCCAUCGGUCUCUACGCCAGCAUCACCAAAGAACUCAACGCCCCGUUCAUCUUCCCCGGCUCUCGGAUCUUCUAUCCCAAAAUCGACUGUUUCACGUACUCGCGUCUACAUGCCCGAUUCUGCGCGUGGGCCGCGAUCACGCCCGCAUGCUCGAACCAAGCAUUCAACGUCGUGAACGGCGACGCGCAGUCCUGGCAGACGAUGUGGCCGCGACUGGCGGAGCGAUUCGGGGUUACGAUUCCGGCGGAUCAAUUCGAGGCGGAGGAUGAAAAGGUCGUUCCGUUGAUUGAGCGGCCGCCGCUGGAGGAUUAUGCGGCGACGAGUGGGUUGAAGGGGCAGGUUGAGAAAGGGGAGGUGCGGAUGAGGAUUGAUUUGGAGAAGUGGAUGAAGAGGGAGGAUGUGAGGGGGGCGUGGGAGAGGGUAGCGGAGCGGGAGGGGUUGGAGAAAGACGCGUUUGAGAAGGCGACGUGGUUUUUCUUGAACUUUGUCUUGGGGAGGAAUUAUGAUUUGGCCAUUAGUAUGAAUAAGGCGUGGAAGUUGGGGUUUCGGGAUUGGGCGGAUACGUGGGAUGCGUUGGAGGAGUGUUUGGAUGAAUUGGAGGAGGAGAAGGUUUUGCCUAGGACGGGGAGGAAAUGA
Messenger RNA from Aspergillus ibericus CBS 121593, 1206 nucleotides. Its product is annotated as SDR family oxidoreductase. The record is from RefSeq and is a predicted model, not a curated record. Bases 1 to 1206 code for a protein of 401 amino acids. The transcript is spliced from 3 exons. NCBI's taxonomy places the organism in Eukaryota, Fungi, Ascomycota, Eurotiomycetes, Eurotiales, Aspergillaceae.